GCUAUUUAUUUAAGAAUAAAGUAGAGAGCAUUUGGCUUACUAAUUAUCCUUAUCAUCAGAACAAUCAGUUUUAUCAGACUAUUGAUUUAAUGUAAAGAACGAAAUCACAAGACGUGAAGCCAUCAAGUGGUAGCUACCACAGUGUGUUUUAAACAACACACAACAGUGUUGCAACAACACUAGACAAUAGUUCAAACAUUAUUGUCGUAUGAAGAAUUUAUUACACCCUAACUCGUGUGCGUUCAUUUGGAUUUAAAAAUGCUUCAUGGCAAGUCAAUUUACACGAUAAAGGAAGAAUUCCAUGACACAUGGCAUGCCCACUUGUAUUCCAAGCCACCCGCUCAACCAACGCCGCAUUUCAUCAACGACAUCUUGGGACUGUCGAAGACGGAGAGCGAAGGACGAACAACAUUGGAGAAAAAAGAUGAAAAAUCUGCGUGCUCUCGUAAAGCAAGGGUGAAAUCAAAAAACAGAUUACGCAGUGUUAAGGCACCAUUUAAGCUCGAUGCAUUUGAUGGAGACGUUGACAAACGACAAAAUGUUCCCAGCAAGUCAGAAAAAAAAGAUUCAAUAACGAAGACAGGAAACAAUAGCAAACAGAUAAAGUCAAAAGUCGACACGAAGUUAGAAAUGAAAAAGAAAAAGAAAGCCAGAACAACCUUUACAGGUAGGCAAAUAUGGGAACUAGAAAAUACUUUUAGAGAAAAGAAAUACUUAACACCAGCUGAAAGAACGGACCUCGCUGAACUAUUGAAUGUCACCGAAUGUCAAGUAAAAAUUUGGUUUCAAAACAGACGCACAAAAUACAAGAAAUACGAAACACCUUCAACAAACGACAACUAUAGCGAUGAAUCGCGAAGCAUCAAGAGUGUUUCACCAACAAAUUGCAAAUGCUCGAGUGUUGAUGGCGAAAUUUCUCCAGGAAUUAAACCAUUGAGCAGGAAAAAUGACAAUGAUGGAGAAGUUGACCUUAGAAAUAGUGGGAAAGAUAAUUCUACUGAAGUCGAUGAUAUUGAUGCAAAUGUUGCAACUGAAGAUUCUUCGAUAGAUAAAGCAGAUAUUAUUUAAGUAUCAUAUUAAUUGUAAAUUUCAUAUUGUGGAGAGUUGUCAGUCACAAUUUCUAUCAAAGGUAAUUUGGAAAAAUGCAUAGGUAUCUAUAUACCUUUUUUUGUGAGUGCUUUUCAUAAGUUUUAUAAAAGAUUGCAAAGUUUGAAUACAAGACGUGUGUUAUGUAACAAAAGAUCAUGAGAAAUGUGUGCUUGCAGUUUGUGAAAUGUAUUGUCGUGGUUAUCAAAAUAAAGAAAAUAAAAUUGAAAAAUGGA
Xenia sp. Carnegie-2017 is the source of this 1322-nucleotide messenger RNA. Its product is annotated as homeobox protein koza-like. The coding region runs from base 259 to 1068 and encodes 269 amino acids. Gene Ontology annotation, molecular function: DNA-binding transcription factor activity, RNA polymerase II-specific; RNA polymerase II cis-regulatory region sequence-specific DNA binding. The transcript has 2 exons. Gene Ontology annotation, cellular component: nucleus. The record is from RefSeq and is a predicted model, not a curated record. Gene Ontology annotation, biological process: cell differentiation; regulation of transcription by RNA polymerase II. Lineage: Eukaryota; Metazoa; Cnidaria; Anthozoa; Malacalcyonacea; Xeniidae.